AUGGACACGCCGACAAAUCAACCGGUCGGUACGAGACUCGCCGCCGAGUUUCCUGAACUGGCUCAUCUAUCAAGAGACGAUCUUGAAGAGCUUCUCUCGGACCCUCAAUACUUCCAGGCCGUAUUCCACUCACUACCUCGAGUGAAGAUGUUAUACCAGGGACAGAUGGAACUUGCCAUGGCGAACGAGACUAUUGCCAAGAACAAUACGGCUCUUCAGGAGCCGUUAUAUCAGCUGAGAGGUCAAACACAGGAGGCGUUUGAUCGAGCCAAGGGUCUUGAAGCGCGGUGGAAGGAGGUUGAGAAGGAGCAGCGUGAUGUCUAUCAGAGAUUCGAACCUCACUUCCUGCUCAUGCGUUUACGGCAUGCAACAACAGCACAAGAUGAUCUAUCCGAAGCUCGUGCUACAGCCUUCGUCCAAGGUUCAGGCUCGGAUGCGCCUAUUGGUCUUAGUGGGAGGGAGAUAGACGAAUUUGUCAAGGAAUUCAGAGAGCUGAGGAAGACGUAUCACAAGAGAGUAAUGUGGGGAGAGAGGUGGACGUCAAACGAUGUUGCUUGGAGAGACGAUUGA
Epithele typhae is the source of this 570-nucleotide messenger RNA. RefSeq lists its product as uncharacterized. Gene Ontology annotation, cellular component: ESCRT I complex. The transcript has 4 exons. Gene Ontology annotation, biological process: ubiquitin-dependent protein catabolic process via the multivesicular body sorting pathway; protein targeting to membrane; protein targeting to vacuole. Bases 1 to 570 code for a protein of 189 amino acids. The record is from RefSeq and is a predicted model, not a curated record. NCBI's taxonomy places the organism in Eukaryota, Fungi, Basidiomycota, Agaricomycetes, Polyporales, Epitheliaceae.